Ostrea edulis (European flat oyster) is the source of this 3030-nucleotide messenger RNA. RefSeq lists its product as uncharacterized. The record is from RefSeq and is a predicted model, not a curated record. Bases 1 to 3030 code for a protein of 1009 amino acids. The transcript has 5 exons. Lineage: Eukaryota; Metazoa; Mollusca; Bivalvia; Ostreida; Ostreidae.
AUGCAGACCAGCUUCAUGCUGUUAGCAUCAAGGGAAGCAGUUUACAUAACCACAGUCAUCAGUUACAUCACCACACUCAUCAGUUACAUCACCACAGUCAUCAGUUACAUCACCACAGUUACAUCACCACAGUCAUCAGUUACACCAGGAAAGAAAAAAUACACAUCAUCACCACAGUCAUCAGUUACAUCAUCACAGUCAUCAGUUAUAUCACCACAGUCAUCAGUUACAUCACCACAGUCAUUAGUUACAUCACCACAGUCAUUAGUUACAUCUCCACAGUCAUUAGUUACAUCAUCACAGUCAUCAGUUACAUCAUCACAGUCAUCAGUUACAUCACCACAGUCAUCAGUUACAUCACCACAGUUACAUCACCACAGUCAUCAGUUACACCAGGAAAGAAAAAAUACACAUCAUCACCACAGUCAUCAGUUACAUCAUCACAGUCAUCAGUUACAUCAUCACAGUCAUCAGUUGCAUCACCACAGUCAUCAGUUACAUCACCACAGUUACAUCACCACAGUCAUCAGUUACACCAGGAAAGAAAAAAUACACAUCAUCACCACAGUCAGCAGCUACAUCACCACAGUCAUCAGUUACAUCACCACAGUCAUCAGUUACAUCACCACAGUCAUUAGUUACAUCUCCACAGUCAUUAGUUACAUCGCCACAGUCAUCAGUUACAUUACCACAGUCAUUAGUUACAUUACCACAGUCAUCAGUUAUAUCACCACAGUCAUCAGUUACAUCACCACAGUCAUCAGUUACAUCGCCACAGUCAUCAGUUACAUCACCACAGUCAUCAGUUACAUCACCACAGUCAUCAGUUACAUCGCCACACUCAUCAGCUACGUCGCCACACUCAUCAGUUACAUCACCACAGUCAUCAGUUACAUCACCACAGUUACAUCACCACAGUCAUCAGUUACAUCACCACAGUCAUCAGUUACAUCGCCACACUCAUCAGUUACAUCACCACAGUCAUCAGUUACAUCACCACAGUUACAUCACCACAGUCAUCAGUUACAUCGCCACAGUCAUCAGUUACAUCACCACAGUCAUCAGUUACAUCACCACAGUCAGCAGCUACAUCACCACAGUCAUCAGUUACAUCACCACAGUUACAUCACCACAGUCAUCAGUUACAUCACCACAGUUACAUCGCCACACUCAUCAGUUACAUCACCACAGUCAUCAGUUACAUCACCACAGUUACAUCACCACAGUCAUCAGUUACAUCACCACAGUUACAUCACCACAGUCAUCAGUUACAUCACCACAGUCAUCAGUUACAUCUCCACAGUCAUUAGUUACAUCUCCACAGUCAUUAGUUACAUCGCCACAGUCAUCAGUUACAUAACCACAGUCAUCAGUUAUAUCAUCACAGUCAUCAGUUACAUCACCACAGUCAUCAGAUACAUCACCACACUCAUCAGUUACAUCACCACAGUCAUCAGAUACAUCACCACAGUCAUCAGUUACAUCACCACACUCAUCAGUUACAUCACCACACUCAUCAGUUACAUCGCCACACUCAUCAGUUACAUCACCACAGUCAUCAGCUACAUCACCACAGUUACAUCACCACAUUACAUCACCACAGUCAUCAGUUACAUCACCACAGUCAUCAGUUACAUCACCACAGUCAUCAGCUACAUCACUACAGUCAUCAGAUACAUCACCACAGUCAUCAGUUACAUCACCACAGUCAUCAGCUACAUCACCACAGUCAUCAGAUACAUCACCACAGUCAUCAGUUACAUCACCACAGUCAUCAGUUACAUCACCACAGUCAUCAGUUACAUCACCACAGUCAUCAGUUACAUCGCCACACUCAUCAGUUACAUCACCACAGUCACCAGUUACAUCACCACAGUUGCAUCACCACAGUCAUCAGUUACAUCACCACAGUCAUCAGUUACAUCACCACACUCAUCAAUUACAUCACCACAGUCAUCAGCUACAUCACCACAUUCAUCAGUUACAUUACCACAGUCAUCAGUUACAUCACCACACUCAUCAGUUACAUCACCACAGUCAUCAGUUACAUCACCACAGUUACAUCACCACAGUCAUCAUUUCAUCACCACAGUCAUCAGAUACAUCACCACAGUCAUCAGUUACAUCACCACAGUAAUCAGUUACAUCACCACAGUCAUCAGUUACAUCACCACACUCAUCAGUUACAUCACCACAGUCAUCAGUUACAUCACCACAGUCAUCAGUUACAUCGCCACACUCAUCAGUUACAUCACCACAGUCAUCAGUUACAUCACCACAGUCAUCAGUUACAUCACCACAGUCAUCAGCUACAUCACUACAGUCAUCAGAUACAUCACCACAGUCAUCAGUUACAUCACCACAGUCAUCAGCUACAUCACCACAGUCAUCAGAUACAUCACCACAGUCAUCAGUUACAUCACCACAGUCAUCAGUUACAUCACCACAGUCAUCAGUUACAUCACCACAGUCAUCAGUUACAUCGCCACACUCAUCAGUUACAUCACCACAGUCACCAGUUACAUCACCACAGUUGCAUCACCACAGUCAUCAGUUACAUCACCACAGUCAUCAGUUACAUCACCACACUCAUCAAUUACAUCACCACAGUCAUCAGCUACAUCACCACAUUCAUCAGUUACAUUACCACAGUCAUCAGUUACAUCACCACACUCAUCAGUUACAUCACCACAGUCAUCAGUUACAUCACCACAGUUACAUCACCACAUUUCAUCACCACAGUCAUCAGAUACAUCACCACAGUCAUCAGUUACAUCACCACAGUCAUCAGUUACAUCGCCACAGUCAUCAGCUGCAUCGCCACAGUCAUGUCAUCAGUUACAUCACCACAGUUACAUUACCACAGUCAUCAGUUACAUCACCACAGUAAUCAGUUACAUCACCACAGUCAUUAGUUACAUCGCCACAGUCAUCAGUUACAUUACCACAGUUGCAUCACCACAUUCAUCAGUUUCAUCACCACAGUCAUCAGAUACAUCACCACAGUCAUCAGUUACAUCACCACAGUAA